Messenger RNA from Osmia lignaria (orchard mason bee), 375 nucleotides. The record is from RefSeq and is a predicted model, not a curated record. Lineage: Eukaryota; Metazoa; Arthropoda; Insecta; Hymenoptera; Megachilidae.
AUGUCUGGCCGUGGUAAAGGUGGAAAAGCUAAGGGAAAGGCGAAGUUCCGUUCCAAUCGGGCUGGACUCCAAUUUCCCGUUGGUCGUAUUCAUAGACUUCUAAGGAAAGGAAAUUACGCGGAACGUGUUGGUGCAGGAGCACCAGUAUAUUUGGUUGCAGUUAUGGAAUAUCUAGCAGCUGAAGUAUUGGAAUUGGCUGGCAACGCUGCUCGUGACAACAAGAAGACCAGAAUCAUCCCUCGUCAUCUUCAACUAGCCAUACGUAACGACGAAGAACUGAAUAAAUUACUGUCUGGCGUUACUAUCGCUCAAGGUGGUGUAUUACCGAACAUUCAAGUAGUCCUAUUGCCAAAGAAAACCGACAAGAAGGCGUAA